Trichophyton benhamiae CBS 112371 is the source of this 1023-nucleotide messenger RNA. RefSeq lists its product as uncharacterized. Lineage: Eukaryota; Fungi; Ascomycota; Eurotiomycetes; Onygenales; Arthrodermataceae. The transcript has 5 exons. Bases 1 to 1023 code for a protein of 340 amino acids. The record is from RefSeq and is a predicted model, not a curated record.
AUGGGACACUCAAUAACAUGGGAAUAUAGUGAGGAGUCCGAAGCCGAGGAGAUGGUCUCCCGCUGCUCGUACUGCGGGCGAUUCUGCAACAAAAGGGCCAUUCAUGGCAAGACAGGUCUCUGCUACCCAUGCAGAGAGACCCUCCGCAAGGAGGGUGACAAGAGAGCCCUGGAAACGGACUCUGAUACUGAGAGCGCCUCCUCCGGUCGCGGGGCCGAGGAGUGCGAGCCCGUCAAGGGCCAUCCUGCUGCCACGGCUGAGGCAGAGGAUGACUCUCAGUCAGCCAAGUCAGAGGAAGGGACCGCUCGCAGCAACCCAUGGCCCUCCCUUUGUGUGGUAUGCUUGCUACGUGUGAGAUUCGCUGACAUGGUCCCGAAACACUGGAAGGAAUGGAUGAAGGGUACCAAAAAGCGAUUCCAACCGCCGAACCCGCACUUACAAGCGGGUAAACGGUUGACAAGGGUCUGCGAUUCCUGCCGUCAGAAGAGGAAGCGCUGCGAGCACCGCAGAGUUGUCGAUGCCACUGAUCCGGAAGCCCACUGCCGCAAGAGAGGGAGAAAGAGAAAAUGCGAAGAGAUCAGUGAAGACAAGAAAGAAAGUGAAAGCAACAACGCCCCUACAAGGAGGGAGGAAGAACAAGACGUGCUAAUUGAUAUCCUUUCUUUUUUUUUUAUUGCAUUUUAUCCAGCAGAAAUCAUUGUUGUCGACGAUCCUGCAGAAGAACCUGGCUGUUCCGAUGAGAGCAUGAAUCACGCCAUCAAGGAGUCUCUGGACACCGUGUACAAAAGAGAACUGCUGAAACUCGAGGCCAUAGCGAACGAGAAGGUCGAUGAAGCCAACAAGGCCCUGGAUGCCGUCCGUGACUAUCUGCGCAGCUGGCUCGAACAUGUCAGAAGAGGCAACUCUCUCGGCAAACAGCAACUGCCAGAGCAACCAGAGAAAUUGGAUCCGUUAGAGCAACAAGAUCAACCACCACAGCCACUGCAACCACCAGAGCCAACUGCUCAAGAGGAGUGUGUUUGA